AAGGCCCUUCUCGCCGCGAGCCUCGAUGGCGCAGACAACGCCCGCUUCCUCGAACAAUUCAGAUAUACAAUCAUAGCCUCGCAGCUGCUCAGUGGCCACUCUCUGCCCGGAUACCGCCCGCCAGCCCUCAAGUCGCCGGGCUCGACCGCGGACAACAAUAACCAAUCUCUGCUCUCGACCGAAGGUAUUAUAGUGUCCGUCGUCGGAGCGUUAGCUCUCGCCGUCUUCCUAAGCUGGGCACUGAGUAGUGCGCCAUCGCAUGUGACGAAACGACGCCUAAUAUUGGUGCUUAUUAUUGCUGCAGCGGCGGUGCUGGUAGGACAAGUCUUUGUGCGACGGCAGUGGCUCCGCUACCGCAGAGAGCAGGCCCUUGCUGAGAUUUCCACAUUUAUCACGAACUCGCAAAACUUUGACAGCGCAACUGAGGCCACGCUCUCUCUUGUCCAGGAAGUCGAGCUUGUCUCGCGCGGAUAUCGAAUUAGCGUGCCUCUUGCGCCAGUCAGCCGACUCGAGGAUCGUACUCAAAGCAGAAAAUGCGUUCGGCUGCGAAAGGCGCUCAAGAAUGCGUUUGCGGAGGUUCUUCAGACGUACAACCAGGUGUCGGACGUUGUCAGGGGCUUCGCCGAGCAGGUGGAGCUGGAAAAGUACUACGACAUGUACGACGUGAGCGACUUCGACAUUUCGGACUCCCGUCUGGGCUUCAACGCCGCCGAGUUUGACGACCUAGAGUCGCUGAGGACUCUGAAGAUUCUGGCCGCGCGGUUCCACACCACGCGGAAGAUGCUCCUUUGUGCCCUGUUGGCUUUGGAUGCGAAUGGCGAGGUCAAGGAUCUACUGCGCUGGACGGCUGCGGUAGAGUCGUUGCAGAGCGUCAACACGUUGACCAAGUCUGUGUUUGAGAAGCUGCAAGGGAUACUGAGCGAGGAAGAAUCAUUCCCCUUGCCACCUACUCCUCAAUUGCCGCUGACGCCGGGAAAAGAGCGAUGGCGCUCACAGCUGCGCAAGCUCAAUUCCAUGUCUACGGGCAUCCGAGGCUUGCAAGCCAAGCUCCACUUGCUGCGAGAAGAAUCCGACAGAGCGCUAGAUGACUCCAACGACAUUUCCGAAAUGGGACCCAAUCUCAUGUCGCAGUACGACUCUAUCGGAGUGGACCUGAGAAUGCUCAUGGCGGCAUGGGAAGAAGGCAGAGCUGCUCUGGCCCAGGGCAUCGACAGGAACGAGAAGAGACUGUCGUCCAUCAGCACGUUGCUGUCGCCUGCCAGCUCGCUCAGCGGGCUCACGACAAUAGGCGAGGGAGGCACAGCAGACGCUUUCAAGGCUCUGACGGGUGAAUCACCGCCGGCUUCGGACAUCCACGACGGGGAAGACGACCAGGAGGUGUUUGAAGCGGUGGCCAAGCCGCGGCCGCGGAGCAUGCUGACGCGAGAGGAGAGAAUCGCAAAGGUCAAAGAAGAGAGGGAGCAGCGGGCAUUGGCACGGCAGCAGAUGGAGGCGACCAAGGGCAUGCUGAGGGAGCUGGAAACAGUCAUCAGCCUACGACCCCAGAAGCGAGCCAGUGCCCCUGUUGGCCCUCGCGUCUCCCUGUGA
This is a messenger RNA of Trichoderma reesei QM6a, 1587 nucleotides long. RefSeq lists its product as uncharacterized. Gene Ontology annotation, molecular function: myosin binding. The transcript has 3 exons. Gene Ontology annotation, biological process: cell-cell adhesion. NCBI's taxonomy places the organism in Eukaryota, Fungi, Ascomycota, Sordariomycetes, Hypocreales, Hypocreaceae. The annotation marks the transcript as partial. The record is from RefSeq and is a predicted model, not a curated record. Gene Ontology annotation, cellular component: plasma membrane.